Molecule: messenger RNA, 1410 nt
Organism: Caenorhabditis angaria
Lineage: Eukaryota; Metazoa; Nematoda; Chromadorea; Rhabditida; Rhabditidae
Source: the annotation of a GenBank genome assembly
AUGGACGAACAUUUGCUAAAUCUACCAGAAGAAUUUCGAUUCCGAAUUUCUGAUGCUAUUGAAUCCUACGAUCAACAAUUCAAUGACUCAACUUUGAAUCAAUUUAUUGAUCUACUUUUCGAAUGUGCAACUAGUAAUUUGGAUUAUUUUGAACCUAUUUACCAAAUUUGCAAACUUCAAGUAGAGAAAGAAUCAAAUGGCAAUAAUGAGGGCAAAUUCCUGAAAAAGUUUGAUUCUCAUGUUGAAACAUUGCUUCAUAGUUUCUUCGAGAAUUCUGAAAAUUCUGAAAACUGCGCAGCGGCUUCAAUGAAAAUGUAAGUUUUUUGAAAGGUGAUUAAUGGCUCUCAAAAAAAUGUUUCAGCUAUUUUUUGGCGUUUCUAAGUGUUCAAAAAUUCUGGUUAUAUGAUAUCACAUUUGAUCGAAUUAAAAAGUUAAUGAGUCCAGUUGGAUGUAAUUGUCCUGAGCAUUGUUAUGUGAAAGACUGUGCAAAUGGAACGGCAUUGAGAGCAGGUAACUUUUAAUUUAUCCUAUGAUAAAUUUCAAGAAUUUUUGGUUUAGAAGAGUUGCGAUUGAAAGAGCACUCAAUUCAAUGUGGGAUUCUAUAUUUGAUAUCAAUUACCCCGUUGUUAUUGCGGAAUAUUGAAUAUUAUAUUUAUUGGUGUUCAAGACUUCGGAAAUAUAAACAUUGUUUUGGAAAUGUGACACAAGAUAUGAUUGGACAAUUGGAAACUUGUUUUGAAUGUAUUGGUAAAGGUGCGCAGAGUGUAUUGAAUGAAAUUGGAAGGUGAGACUUUGAAACAUCUAAAGAGACUGUAAUUUUUGAUCUUUGCAGUUUGGAAAAAACCGAUGAAGAUAUUGAUAUUGAAAUAAAUAGAUUGAUGAUUGAGAAAGAAAAAAAUGCUAAGAGAUCUAGCGAGGAAUUAUUGAAGUUGCAGAAAAUCAUGAAGUAGGUUCUCUAACAAGUUACACUUUUAUUUUUAAUAGUGUUUCAGGGUUCAACUGGAAGAGAAUCCAGAAAUCAACGAAUUCAAUUUGAGAAUUCAAGAAAUCAAUAAAUCCAUAUCAGAAACUCGCAUCCGAUGUCCAAAAGUUCUUCAAAUUCAAAAAACCUACAGUGAAAUAUUGAAAACUAACCAAACCGAAUUAUUCGACUCAAUCAAAUCAAAUAUAGAUAAGCUACUCAAAAUUCAUCCGAAAUCUCAAGAAAUAUGGGCAAUGAAACUGGAAAUUUUGGAAAACGCGAAGACGAUUGAGGAUUAUAGAGAGAAAAUUGAAGAGAGAAUUCUGAUAAUUGAGAGGAAUCCGAAUAUUUUGAUGGAGGAUUUGGGAAAGGAAAUUGAGAAAUUGCCAAGUGAUGAAUUUAUGGAGAAAUUGAGAAAAUUGAUGGGGGAGAAUAAUUUGCCUUUUUAG